This is a messenger RNA of Cutaneotrichosporon cavernicola, 354 nucleotides long. RefSeq lists its product as uncharacterized. The transcript has 4 exons. Gene Ontology annotation, biological process: attachment of spindle microtubules to kinetochore. The record is from RefSeq and is a predicted model, not a curated record. Lineage: Eukaryota; Fungi; Basidiomycota; Tremellomycetes; Trichosporonales; Trichosporonaceae. Gene Ontology annotation, molecular function: microtubule plus-end binding. Gene Ontology annotation, cellular component: DASH complex; mitotic spindle. The coding region runs from base 1 to 354 and encodes 117 amino acids.
AUGAACAUCAGCACCACAAAUCCAUACGCCGACCAUCCACAGUUGUCAACGCUUGAGGGAGAGGUGCUAUGGGAAUAUGCAAAGCUCGCUGACAAGGUCAAAAAGAUCUCCACAGUUGUGCGUGAGACUGUCGACGCACCCAAUUCCCACUUGUUAUCAGAGCUGCGCGAGCUCGAGAAGGAGAUGAAGCUUGUUUUCACCAUGUACCGCGCCGCAGUGUACAAUGUUUCGCAGGCAGCAGAGAUGCGCGAUGCGGAGAACGAGGCCGCCAUCGCUGCUCAAGAACAGAGCCCACAGAGCCGACGCACACCCGACCAGAGCUGGGAAGACGAGGGCUCGACCAUCAUGUUCUAG